AUGUAUUAUCAGAUCGCUUCCCCCAAUGAGUACCUUGCUAUUACUGGCGCGAGGAUCGCAACUGUGAAAAUUUGCAAGAGUGCUUUCAUUUGGCCCUUUCAAAAGGUUCAACGUUUUAGUAUUCAACCUCGCGAUUAUGAGUUAUCCCUUCAGGCUAUGACAAAAGAGAAACUUCAGUUGGCCAUUCCUGUUGUAUUUACCAUCGGUCCUGAUGUCAACCGCAGAGGCGAUAAUGCUCGUACCGCCGAUCGUAACCGCGAAACAGACGCGGAGGAUUCAAACGAUGCACUUAUGAAGUUCUCGAUGCUGUUGGCAGAGGGAGAGACAAAGAAUAGUGGUCAUGCUGGCGAACAUCUUAAAAAGAUUGUUGUUGGCAUCAUCGAGGGUGAAACCCGUGUUCUCGUCAGCUCAAUGUCAAUGGAGAAGAUCUUCACAGAGAGAGAAGCAUUCAAGAAAGACAUCUUCAAGAACAUUCAAUCCGAGUUGAGUCAAUUCGGUCUCAGAAUCUACAAUGCUAACGUCAAGGAACUUAAAGAUGCGCCAGGCUCAAACUACUUUGCAUCUCUUAGCAAGAAAGCACACGAGGGUGCUAUCAAUCAAGCCCGUAUUGAUGUAGCAGAAGCUCAACGCUUGGGUACUGUUGGAGAGGCACAGCGUAAAGCAGAGCAAGACCGAGAACUGGCCAAAGUUCAAGCCGAGACGGCUGUUCAAAAGACAGAACGUGAUAGUGAGAAGGCUCGAGCUGAAGCCACACUUGCAACACGCAAAACUACUUACAACCGUGAUGUUAACGUUGCUCAAAUCGAGGCUACACGUGCCACCGAAGUUCGCGACGAAGAACUCCGUCGAGACGUCGAAGUUAAGCGCGCCCAAACGGAACUUGAGCGUCUUCGUGCUUCCGAUGUCGUUAAGGCUACCAUUCUUCGUGAAGCAAAGCAACAAGCUGCUGAUGCUAAGAACUAUGAGGAGCAGGCUCGCUCAAAUGCUGAGUUUUACAGUCAGCAAAAGUUAGCGGAUGCAAGAGCUAACGCUGAACAAAAGGCUGCUGAUGCCAAGGUUUACAGUGAGAAACAGGCUGCGAUUGCAAAAGCCAAUAGUGAACAAAAGGCCGCCGAUGCUAAAGUCUACAGUGAACAGAAAGCAGCUGAUGCUAGGGCAUAUAAGGAGAAGACGCGAGCAGAGUUUGAAUUUUACAGCGAGCAAAAAGCCGCUGAAGCCAAAGCUUACAAAAUCAAAAUCGAAGCCGAAGCUCAAUAUAUCGCCGAGGCUAGAGCCGCCGAUGCAGCUCUCUUAAGAGCACAAAAAGAAGCAGCGGGUAUGAGUGCCAUGGCCGUCGCAUACGCCGAUAUGAGUAAAGCGAUGGGAGGUCCACAAGGAUUAAUCCAAUACCUGAUGAUUGAGCGGGGCACGUACCAAGAAUUAGCCAAGGCCAACGCCGAGGCGGUUCGUGGUUUGAACCCCAAGAUGACGAUUUGGAAUACGGGUGCUCAGUCUGGUGGUGCGGGAAAUGCAAUUGCUGGAUCGUCUGAGGGUCAGGGUAUUAAUAUGGGUGGUUUGGAUAGUAUUAGGAAUUUGUAUCAGAUGCUUCCACCGCUCAUGUCGACAAUUCAUGAUCAGACGGGGAUGACGUUGCCAGAGUGGCAGUAUGGACGUUUGGGACCGGUUCCAGAGGAGGAUAAGGAGAAUGUGGUGCCGGUUGCUGAGGUUAAUGGGAAUGGGAAGACUAAUGGGGUUGAUGGUCAUUAG
This is a messenger RNA of Sclerotinia sclerotiorum 1980 UF-70, 1746 nucleotides long. RefSeq lists its product as hypothetical. The transcript is spliced from 4 exons. NCBI's taxonomy places the organism in Eukaryota, Fungi, Ascomycota, Leotiomycetes, Helotiales, Sclerotiniaceae. Gene Ontology annotation, biological process: protein localization to plasma membrane. The coding region runs from base 1 to 1746 and encodes 581 amino acids. Gene Ontology annotation, cellular component: plasma membrane. The record is from RefSeq and is a predicted model, not a curated record.